Tinamus guttatus (white-throated tinamou) is the source of this 1436-nucleotide messenger RNA. The record is from RefSeq and is a predicted model, not a curated record. Lineage: Eukaryota; Metazoa; Chordata; Aves; Tinamiformes; Tinamidae.
AUAACUUGGACAUCAGCACAUUGCAGCAAAGCAGGAGAUAUGCAGCCUGCAGAGGUCCAGCAGGAGUCUAUAGUCAGUUAUCUCCCACUCAGCCACAUAGCUGCGCAGAUAUACGACCUGUGGACAGGAAUCAAGUGGGGAGAGCAAGUUUACUUUGCUGAGCCAGAUGCUUUAAAGGGCAGCUUGAUCAACACACUAAAAGAAGUGCAACCAACAUCUCAUAUGGGAGUUCCCCGAGUAUGGGAGAAAAUCAUGGAGAAAUUAAAGGAUGCUUCUGCUCAGUCGGGAUUUGUGAAGAAGAAAAUGCUUUCAUGGGCUAUGUCAGUUAGCUUAGAGAGAAACUUAAACUGCUCAAGCAGCAGUGAUUUGAAGCUGUUUUGGACGAGGUUAGCAGACUACUUGGUGCUUGCAAAAAUCCGCAAUGCGCUGGGAUUUUCUUGCUGUCAGAAGCAUUUUUGUGGUGCUGCUCCUCUCAAUACAGAAACACUGAAUUUCUUCUUGGGUCUGAACAUCACCUUGUAUGAGGCCUAUGGGAUGAGUGAGACCACAGGCCCACACUGCCUAUCUGGGCCAUAUAUUUACAGACAGCACAGCUGUGGUAAACCAGUACCUGGUUGCAGAGUAAAAUUGGUGAAUGAAGAUACAGAAGGCAAUGGAGAAAUCUGUUUCUGGGGAAGAACUGUUUUCAUGGGCUAUUUAAAUAUGGAGGACAAAACAAAAGAAGCCUUUGAUGAAGAUGGGUGGCUGCAUUCUGGAGAUUUAGGAAAGCUGGACAAGGAUGGCUUCCUCUAUGUCACUGGAAGGAUUAAAGAUUUGAUUAUUACAGCUGGAGGUGAAAACGUGCCUCCAAUUCCAAUUGAAGAUGCUGUCAAAAAAGAACUCCCAAUUGUUAGUAAUGCCAUGGUGAUUGGAGAUAAGAAGAAGUUUUUGUCAAUGUUGCUGACCCUAAAGUGUGUCCUGGAUCCAGACACAUCGGAGCCGACUGAUAUCCUUACUGAGCAAGCUAGAGACUUCUGCCAGAAGAGGGGCAGUAGAGCCACAACCGUGUCGGAGAUUGUAGCUACGAGGGACCGGGCGAUUUACCAGGCCAUUCAGGAAGGAAUCAACAAAGUCAACAUGAGUGCGACGAACAGAGUCCACUGCAUCCAGAAAUGGGUAGUCCUGCCAAGAGAUUUUUCCAUUUCUGGAGGAGAACUAGGUCCGACAAUGAAGUUAAAACGUCUCGCCGUGCUCGAGAAAUACAGAGAUGAAGUAGACUCCUUCUACGAAGAGUAAAGAAGCAUUUCUUCCAAGCAUUAAAUAAGAUCUAUGAGCUAAAUAAUCUCCUAAUCAAUACCAUUAAUGAAGGAAGAUUUGUGCUUCUGUUUUGGUUUUGCAGUUUGUUGAACUGAUGCACUUGAGAACUGCUGUGUUAAUUUAGUUACUCUCCUGACACU